CAAGAUGUGCGUGUGUGGAGGGGGUGGAGAGAUGCUUGCGACUUCGAAAACGAACCGUCGUAUGUUUAGACUCCCGCGUGAAGGGGGCUGGUUGUCACGUGAUGGGCCAAGAUGGCUGUGUCUACCGAAGGGGCACUAUAACGUCUGCUGGUCUCUGCAGAGACAGGAUGAUCCCUUCUUUUUUCAGACCAAAAAGGUAGCAGCUCAGCCAUUUGCAACCUGGUAGCAGCACCAAUAGUGCUGCUUAGUGGACCUACAAACAGCAAGAAAGGGUAUUGCUGAUCACCCUAGAGGUUCCUGGGUCAUCCUGUGUUAUCUCCCAUUUCCCAACAGAAGGAGAGGCAGCAACAUGUGUGGCACAGACUUGGAAGCCUCCUUGCUGAGCUUUGAAAAGUUGGAUCGGGCUUCACCAGACCUCUGGCCUGAACAGUUACCAGGCGUUGCUGAAUUUGCAGCUUCUUUUAAAAGUCCUAUCACCAGUUCUCCUCCCAAGUGGAUGGCUGAAUUAGAACAUGAUGAUAUCGACAUGUUAAAAGAGCUGGGGAGUCUCACCACAGCUAAUCUAAUGGAGAAGGUGAGAGGUCUGCAGAAUCUGGCCUAUCAGUUGGGAUUGGAUGAAUACUCUUUUCAGAGCCCUAUUCAAGGGAAAUGCUUUCCCUCCAAUCAGCAGCAAGAAAGAUUUGAUUCAUUUUGCACUAUACAUAACUGAAGUUGGAGCCUAGGGGCAAGAGAAAUGACUCGAGGGAAAUUCCUGAACAUCCUGGAAAAACCAAAAAAGUAGCUGAAUAUGGCAAGAAAUACACCUGGCUGCUGGAAAGCUACCAGAAUUUCCCUGUGUGCUGAAAUGGAAAGACCAGCGCGCUGCCUUAUACUUACAGAAAUGCUCCCCGUCUUGCCUCUUUUCUGAAGAAAAUUAUUCCAGGUCAUUUUGGCAAGGACAGCCACCGGUUCCUCAGCAGAACAGUUUGACACUCCUGCCUUUUGUGGACCCUGUACAUUUUGCUAGAAUAGUUUGUAACAGGAUUUUGUGCCACCGUCAAGUCAAAAGAAACUUCCUCAUUCAUCUGCAAUUGGUAACAGCAUAUAUUUCAGAUAAAAGCGGGGCUUGCAAUGUCCUGUGACACAGGCUUGUAUAUUACAUUGCAUGUACAUGUGUGUGUGUGUGUGUGCGCGCACACAUGCACAUCCCUCUUUUGCCUUUGGGACAAAAACUCUAUAUGAGUAACUGCCAUGCUGAAAAAUCUACUACAUUGUUGGACAAAAGCAUGGUUCUGAAUAGCCCUUUCCCCCCUCUCUUUAAAUCUUAGCUAAUCCUAAGACUGGGUAACUUUUUUUUUCUUUCUUCCACAUUAGUUUUAUAUAUAGAUUUUAUUAGCCACAGACACUGCAGAAAAGGUUGUGUGGAUCAGUCAUUAUCUUUUUUCUCUCACAGCUCACAUAGCCUCAGUUGCUGGAUAGGAUUGGGAUCCACAUACCAACAUAUAAUAUCAACAAAUGAAUAUAUAUUUGUUUGUUAGGGUGGGAAAUGUGAAGAAUGUCUUUCUGAAAGAUGAAGGAAAGCACCCUCCUAUAAUGGACACCUUUUUCCAAGGCUUCCCAUGAUGGAAUUUUCUUGUCUUCAUAGGCUGUCUCUGCAUUGUGUUUUAUGUUUUUACAGUUCCAGAAGACAGUUCUGCAAAAUGGGGUUCUCUUACAAAAAAAAUAUAUAUGGGAAAACCAUGCUUAUAUCAUUUGAGCCACCUUAUUUUUCAGGAAUAAUUUAAAAUUGCUUGUUCACAAGAAGCAAAGUCAGGAUUUUUUAUUCUAGAAGAAGUUGCUAGUAAAACGUUUGGGAAUAGUCCAGCGAAAGGGAAGCAGUUUUAAGUCCCAUUGAUCUCAGUGGGGCAAAUGAGCACAUGCUUGCAUUUCUCCCAUAGUCAAAUCAAUGGGAUUCAAAAGAGCUUAACUUUGGGUUAUGGCCUGAAUAUUCUAGUAAAAUUCUGUAUAGAUGUCACUUUUCUCUAGGGCAGAACAAAACAUUUAAAUUGUGGGCCAAAAGUUUGAUACUUAUUUUAUAUCUGUCCAAACAAAUCUUGAACUAUUUAGCACGGAGGUGUUAUGCUAUCCUUUUCAAUUUGCAGGAGAUAGUGUAAGUUUGGAGCUGUAUGAGUGUAACAAUCAACAGACUAUAUAUGCAAUUUCACAUGAAUUCUGCAAGCAGUCCUAUGUUGUGGCACUUUGUACAAUACACAUGAGAGAUAUCUGUUGCAGGGCAUCUGCUAGUUUCACCCUUAAAUCUUUGCAUAUUUUUCUGUCCAAGUUUAGUAGGAGCUUCUCUCAUUUUUUUAAAGCAUAUCUGGGACUCAGAGAUGAGAAGGUCACAUCUAGGCUGAUGGGGAAACAAAACUGCAUAUGAUGGUGAGCAACCAGCAAAUGACUUUGAAAACAGGGGAAACUGUGUUCUCAUCUAGAGAAAAUGUGAUGAAACAUUUUUGAUGUUGACCUAAUUAUAGUUUUGUUUAGGAAUAUUGAAAUUCUUGCAUCUAUUUUGUUUGUGGACUUUCUGGAGUGGGGAAUACACAUCGACUCAAAUUGGGCCUUUUUCAGUCCCAAUGGGAUGUUAAAAUGUUUAACUUUGGCUUCAUCAUACUCUACACACUCGUUUGUAUUGUAAAGGUUCUUGAAACACAUUUUUGAGUCUGUGAAACUGAAAAGUUUAGGCAACGCAUGGAGAAAAUCACCAUGAAUUACAAAUUUGUUUAGUUAACUCUUCUAUUGAAAAGCAUUUCUUUUUUUUUAUGAAAGUGUUUAUCUUCCUUAGAUAGGUCCGUAAGCUGUAUAUGCUUUAGUGUUGGGAUAUUUAUAUAUUUAUAUUUUUCAUCCAUAGAUAUGAUGGGAAUGUAUUUUUUAUAAAUAGUAGUAUUACUUGUUUGGGUUGCUCUGAACGAGUAAUCUGUGAGUUAUGGCUCUGUGUUCUCAAAAUAAAUAAAGAUAAAACAACUUGUUUUCAAAA
Rhineura floridana is the source of this 2992-nucleotide messenger RNA. RefSeq names its product lin-52 DREAM MuvB core complex component (gene LIN52). Bases 350 to 709 code for a protein of 119 amino acids. Gene Ontology annotation, cellular component: DRM complex. Gene Ontology annotation, biological process: regulation of DNA-templated transcription. The record is from RefSeq and is a predicted model, not a curated record. The transcript is spliced from 9 exons. NCBI's taxonomy places the organism in Eukaryota, Metazoa, Chordata, Lepidosauria, Squamata, Rhineuridae.